Zootoca vivipara (common lizard) is the source of this 2127-nucleotide messenger RNA. The record is from RefSeq and is a predicted model, not a curated record. NCBI's taxonomy places the organism in Eukaryota, Metazoa, Chordata, Lepidosauria, Squamata, Lacertidae.
AUGGAGGCCGGCAGAGUGUUGGAACCCUUCCAGCUCAGCUCUCCACACAAAUGGGAAGAUUAUGCAGAGCGGUUCGAGUUCUAUGCAACAGCAAGGGGUAUUACAGACGCCGCCAAGAAGAGGGCCACAUUUCUCAGUUGUUGUGGCCCAGAGACCUUCGAGCUAGCAAAGGCACUGCUGGCACCAGUUAAACUACAGGAUGCCUCUUUGAGAGACAUCAUAGCCAAAAUGACUAGUCAUUUGGCUCCGACUGCAACCAAGAUGUCCAGGCGGGUCGAUUUCUACAAACGGCAGCAGCAAGCAGGGGAGCCUGCGGCAACGUUUCUAGCUGAGCUCCGGAAGCUUGCACAGCAUUGUGGGUUCUCCAACCUCGAGGAAAGCCUGAGAGACCGUUUUGUCUGUGGCCUCAGUAGCAGCAAGGCCCGCCGCCGCAUCAUCGUGAAAGAAGAGGUCACCCUUGCCUCCGCUCUGCAGGAAGCCAUUGCCACGGAAGCCACAGAGAAGGAAGAGUCCGCUGACGUAAUCAAGCCAGCGAAAGCACCGUUGAACACCACCCAUUUCACAGGAGACCCUGUAGCCAGUCCAGACCAGAGCCCCGUGCAAGGGGUUGAGUUGGUCCGCCAGAGUACCACUGCAUCCAAAAACCAUCACCCCGCUUGUGCCGGCUGUGGGGGAAACCACGACAGGAAAAAUUGUCGUUUCCGUGACGUCACGUGCCGGGCAUGUGGCCGGUUGGGCCACCUUGCAAGGGUCUGUCGUUCUGCCACCUCUGAUUCUGCAGUGUCCCCGAGAUCUUCGCACCGCAGAUCUGCAUCCAGCACUCACCUCGUUGAUGACUGCAACUACCUCACCGUAAUAAAUGGGAAGACCGUACCCUUCCCCGCACAGGAGAAGACAACCAUCCGGGUCCAGAUUGAAGGGCAUCCCUGCGACAUGGAAGUUGACUCUGGGUCAGGAUUUUCCAUGGUCUCCGACCGAACUGCCCGCUCCUUCUUUCCGGGGGGUAAGUUUCCCUCAUUGGAGACUUUUCCAGUCACACUGCAGUCAUACACGGCAGGCCGCAUUUCAAUUUUGGGAAUGUGCUCCGUCAAGGUACAGUUCAGAGCCAGGACAGCCGUACUGAAGCUUGUGAUUGCUAAGGGUAACCGUCCCAGUCUGUUGGGCACGGACUGGUUUCCAGCAUUGGGACUGGGGAUUUCGGGGCUUAAUUCUGUUACAGUGACUAAUGAAAACUUUGAUGUCUUGUACCAGGAGUUCGCAAUGCUUUUUGAUGGAUCCCUGGGGUGUUACAAGGGGGCCCCUAUUGAUUUUGCCCUUGAUCCAAGUAUUGCUCCCAUCCGGCUUAAGCCCAGGCGAGUUCCUUUCGCCCUUAAGCCAAAAAUUGAUGCUGAAUUAGAUAAACUUGUAGCCCAAGGGGUAUUAGAACCUGUUGAAUCCGCCAGAUGGGAGACCCCGAUUGUCACGCCCUUGAAGGCAAAUGGGGAAGUGCGCAUAUGCGCAGAUUACAAGUGUACAAUUAACAAAGCGUUACGGGGCAAUUCAUACCCUAUUCCAGUAGUUUCUCAGUUGUUGGCCACGUUAUCUGGGGGCACGGUAUUUGCAAAGCUUGACUUGGCUCAGGCAUACCAACAACUGUCAGUGUCAGAGCACUCUGCUGAAGCUCAGACCAUUGUCACCCACAAGGGUGCAUUUAGCGUAAAAAGGCUCCAGUUUGGGGUCAGUGUGGCACCGGGAAUCUUUCAGGGGCUUAUGGAGCGCCUCUUACGAGGGCUUCCGGGGGUAUUGCCCUAUUUUGAUGAUGUUCUUAUCGCUGGGAAAAAUGCUCAGGACCUGCUUGAGCGUGUCCGUGCUGUUUUAAUCAGAUUGCAGGAUGCGGGGCUUAAGCUUAAAAAGGAGAAGUGUGUUUUUGGGGUGCCCAAAGUCGAUUUUUUAGGGUACGAGAUUGAUGCAGCUGGCAUCCACCCCACAGCAGCCAAAACAAGGGCCAUUGCGGAGGCCCCUCGGCCAGGGAACAAAACAGAACUUCAGGCCUUCUUAGGCCUUCUCAACUUUUACCACACCUUUCUCCCUCAUAAGGCGACCAUUGCGGAGCCCCUCCACAGAUUACUGAUCACAAGCCCCUGCUAG